AUGGCGGAUAGUAUCAUUGUCAGAGUUCAGUCUCCAGAUGGGAUGAAGAAAAUUCCUUCAACCAGAAAAGAAACGGCAGCAGCUUUUCUUAAAAAGGUGGGCCAAGAGUUUGGGUUCAACUCCAAUGGCUUCUCAGUUUAUCAGAACCGCAACAAAACCGGAGAAAUCCUGUCGCAGAACAAGGCCCUCAGCAUUCUAAAGAUCAAACACGGAGACAUGUUGUUCCUGUUCCCAUCGGGGGCCAGUACGUCUCAAACUGAAAUCAUGGACACCGCGACGCCCCACUCGUCUUCAUCCUUCCCCUCCUCUUCCUCCUCCUCCGCCUUCCCCUCCACCUCUUCCUCUUCUGCUUCUUCCUCCUCCUCCAUCAUCCCUCGCUCCUUCUCUUCAAAUCACGUCCAGGAAGAUGAAAUCGACCAAUUUCUGGCCAAACAAGACGGGAAAAUCUACAGAAACAAAGACCCACAGCUAUGUCACCACGGUGCUCUGGGGAAGUGUGUGCACUGCGUACCAUUAGAGCCUUUCGACGAGGACUAUCUGAACCACCUGGACCCUCCGGUGAAGCACAUGUCGUUCCACGCUUAUCUGCGCAAACUGACCGGAGGAGCCGACAAAGGGAAGUUUGCGGCUCUCGAGAACAUCAGCUGUAAGAUAAAGUCGGGCUGCGAGGGACAUCCGCCGUGGCCUGAAGGAAUCUGUACAAAGUGUCAACCGAGCGCCAUCACUCUCAACAGACAGAAAUACAGACACGUAGACAACAUCAUGUUUGAGAACCACACCAUCGCUGACCGCUUCCUGGACUUCUGGAGGAAGACGGGCAGUCAGAGGAUGGGUUAUCUGUACGGACGAUACACAGAGCACAAAGACAUCCCUCUCGGCAUCAGAGCGGAGGUGGCUGCUAUCUACGAGCCGCCACAGACGGCCACUCAAAACAGCCUCGAGCUGCUGGAAGAUCCGAAAGCCGCUGCUGUGGAUGAAAUCGCAGCCAAACUGGGACUUCGCAAGGUGGGGUGGAUCUUCUCUGACCUGGUCUCUGAGGACACUAGAAUAGGGACAGUGCGAUAUUCAAGAAACCAGGACUCGUACUAUCUGAGCGCGGAGGAGUGCAUCACCGCGGGACACUUCCAGAACCAGCAGUCGAACCCCUGCAGACUCUCCAGGGACGGCCACUUCGGAUCCAAGUUCGUCACGGUCCUCGCUACAGGAGGCCCAGAUAACCAGGUGCACUUUGAGAGCUACCAGGUGUCGAACCAGUGCAUGGCCCUGGUGCGGGACGAGUGUCUGCUGCCCUGCAAAGACGCUCCGGAGCUGGGAUACGCCAAAGAGUCCAGUCCGGAGCAGUAUGUGCCCGACGUCUUCUUCAAGGACAAAGAUAAGUUUGGGAAUGACGUCACGUUUCUGGCUCGACCGCUUCCUGUGGAGUAUCUCAUUAUAGACAUCACAACGACGUUCCCAAAAGACCCUCAGUACACGUUCUCCUCGACACAACGCUUCCCCAUCGAGAACCGGGAAAUGCUCGGAGAAACACAAGAUUUCCACAGUUUAGCCACGUACUUGUCUCAGUGCAGCUCCACGGUUUUCCUGAACAUCGUGUCGGACUUCCACCUGCUGCUCUUCCUGGUCACCAACGAAGUCAUGCCUUUAGGAGACAGUAUCGGCCUGCUCCUCGACGCGGUGAAAACGUCUAACGAAGACUUGGCUCAAACAUGGAAGAAAUCCGAGCAAUGGGCGACAAUCGAGCAACUCUGCACCACUGUGGGUGGGCAGCCAUCCAGUUCCCAGGGUUACGGCGCGAUGGGCGGCCCCUCGGCACCGGUCUCGGACGCCUCCAUGUGGUCGUGUCUGCACUGCACCUUCAUGAACCAGCCGGGCACCGAGCACUGCGAGAUGACGGGGCAGCUGAAACGCCACCAGUUCAGAUUGUUUUCUUUCGCGGUCAAUUCCAAACCCAGAGAAGCUGAUUCUUUACAAGUUUUUGGUGUGAAUUGCGAGAGUUUCUCUGAUGUCAUGGACAGCUUUUCCUUUUGUAAUGAUCUGGACGUUUGCUGA
Knipowitschia caucasica is the source of this 2049-nucleotide messenger RNA. The record is from the annotation of a GenBank genome assembly. Lineage: Eukaryota; Metazoa; Chordata; Actinopteri; Gobiiformes; Gobiidae.